CAAUCUGACAUUGACAUUUCUGCAUUUUGUUUGAUUUUUCGUCACAACAACGAGUCAUUUACGAAUAUCGAUUUAUUUUCUUUUCCUGCCAGAUCGCUGAAAUAAAAGUGUUGUAAAAUGGCUAACGAUACUCCUGAGAGCGAUUUCUCGAUAGAAUGUUUCCAGAAUUACUCAGCCCCAGAAGUUUUUGUACAGGGUUUGGCGGGGAUGGUGAAUCAGAACGAUGUCGAAACUAUCAUCCGUGCUCAGAAGAAUAUGUUGCAGCGUUUUGAGAAGACUACAGAAAUGUUGACAAACUGCAACCAGCUGUCUGCCAGCCGGCUGCGAGCUGCCUCCACCGAGUUCAAGAAGCACACGCAGCUGCUGCUGGAGAUGAGGAAAGAUCUGGAGUUUAUAUUCAAGAAGAUUAGAGCUAUUAAGACUAAAUUAAGCACCCAGUACCCAGAAGCAUACAAAUCAGCAGUAGCUGCAUCAAUAGCCAACAGACGCCCUGCAGAAGAAGAUGAUGAUGAAGACUUCAAACCAUCAGACUCCAGGACGGAAUCCAAAAUGGUUGCCACAGUCUCCACAGAAACUCUAAAACCUACCACCAGUGAAACUACAAAGAAAUCGAAGAAAAAGCCACUAACUACUGAUGAAAGUAAUAACAAUAAAGAACCCAGUGCUGCCAGUGCAGAAAAUCCAAAGAAUCUUGGUAGAAAAGUAAAGAGGAACAGUAGUUCUUCUGAGACGGAAAGUGCGAGUUCUGGUGAUGACAGCAGUACGGAUACUGGCUGAAAAGGUUGAAAUUAAUGUUUUUUUUAGAUCUUGCUUGCUGCAUAUGGGUAGCCUAAAAUGUUUGGCUAAAUCUGAGCAUAUUAUCUAAUGCCUUGUGCAAAAGGUUUAAUUGUUUAUGUAAAAUUAUAUUAAUAACUACCUUUGUCAAUUAAGACAUGCAAAGGACUUUUAUCUGCCUAAGUAAAGGGUGCAACUGUGUUCCAAGAAAUAUUAUGAUAUAGCUUAAGGUACUAGUCAGUAGAUAUAUUAGUACCUCUAUGGCAUCAUUCCUAUGUAUGCUUUGUUAUACUCAUUAACUCGAUAAGAUAUUAGGUAUAUGUUUUAUCAUGUAAAUAUGUAAGUUGUAAAAAAAAAAGAAUUAUCAACACCUGUACCAAGAGGUGAUUUGUCUUUUGAGGACAGUGUAAUUUCCUACCUUGACGUUGACAAAGUCUUCAAAUAAUGAAGGAACCAUAAAUAAAAGUGAAAACUAUUAUGAGACAAGUUAAUUGUCUAUACUUGAUAACAGUUUUGGUCUGGCUAGCUGUUGAUUAAAGCUUUUUGUAUAUUUGCUUAUAAUCGGGAAUGCGGGAAGUCGUGGUGGCCUAGUGGGCAAAGAACCAACCUCUCGAGUAUGAGGGCGCGGGUUCGAUUCCAGGUCAGGCAAGAACCAAUGCAACUUUUCUAAGUUUGUAUGUACUUUCUAAGUAUAUCUUAGACACCAAUGACUGUGUUUCGGAUGGCACGUUAAACUGUAUGUCCCGGCUGUCAUAGAACAUCCUUGGCAGUCGUUACGGGUAGUCAGAAGCCAGUAAGUCAGACACCAGUCUAACCAAGGGGUAUUGGGUUGCCCGGGUAACUGGGUUGAGGAGGUCAGGCAGGGCAGUCGCUCCUUGUAAAGCACUAGUACUCAGCUACAUCCGGUUAGACUGGAAGCCGACCCCAACAUAGUUUGGGAAAAAGGCUCGGAGGAUGAUGAUGUAUAUUUGCUUAUAAUAGUUUCUUCUACAUUUCCAGGCAAGUAAGUUUACCUCACUUAGAAUAAGACCCAUAACUCAAUAACAAAAUUGUCUCAUAUGUUCAGAACAAAUACUCACCCUCAAUUUUUUUUUGUCUUCCAUAUAAAAAAUAACUGCAUAAAUAUGUAUAAUUCUCAAUAUUCCAUUUAACAAUUUAUUAUUGACUACAAUGCUAAAAUUAUUUAUUUAAAAACCAAUACUUAUAAUGGAAUCAUGUAAAUAAAACGAAAAUUAUUAAAGAUUAUCAAAAUAUUA
Molecule: messenger RNA, 2030 nt
Organism: Helicoverpa armigera (cotton bollworm)
Lineage: Eukaryota; Metazoa; Arthropoda; Insecta; Lepidoptera; Noctuidae
Product: kxDL motif-containing protein CG10681
Exons: 3
Coding region: 118-777 (219 amino acids)
Biological process (GO): lysosome localization
Cellular component (GO): BORC complex
Source: RefSeq, a predicted model, not a curated record